UGACUGGACCGGAGACUGCAUAAAAGCGAUUUACAAUAUUAUGCGCGACGCGGCGCCACCACCACCACCCACGCACCAUUAUUGUGCUACAGGUAUUGAAUUAGAACAGUCUUUAAAUAUAGCACUAGAAACUGGCUAUAGAUUCUUCGACACGGCGAUUGGUUACAACAAUGAACCAGUAAUCGGAAAGGUUCUGAAUGAAUGGAUAUCAGCUGGAAAAGUGACUAGAGAAGAAUUAUUCAUCAUAACUAAACUCCCAUGCUUUGGAAAUCGUCCUGAAGACGUAGAUACAUAUAUUAAACAAUCACUAGAAAACUUACAGCUAGAUUAUAUUGAUAUGUACCUGAUACAUCUUCCAGUUGGUCUAUUUAAAAAUGGCAAAACGUUGUACAGUGAUAUGGAAUUAGAUAAAAGUACGGAUCACCUUAAAAUUUGGAAGAAAAUGGAGGACCAAGUGAUCAAUGGCCGAGCGAAAUCAAUCGGUUUGUCGAAUUUCAACAUCAAACAAACACAACGGAUAUUAGACAAUUGCAAAAUUAGACCCGAAGGUCUCCAGAACGAAAAUCAUUUGUACCUGCAAUCUUCCGAAGUCGUGCAAUUUUGCAAACUUAACGGUAUCAUCUUGAUCGCGUACUCGACUCUGGGCAUGAAAUCAUUCAGAGAAUUAGCGGGAUUAUCUUGGAACAACAAACAGUUACCAGAAAUGUUGGAGAAUGAUGUGUUGGUCAAGGUUGCAAAAAAACAUGGUAAGACUCCAGCCCAAGCGUUGUUGAAGUUCCUCAAUCAGAAGGAAAUUUCCGUCAUACCCAAAAGCGUGACCCCAGAUCGAAUAGUGGAAAACUUUCAAAUUUUCGAUUUUAAAUUGGACACGGAAGACAUGAACGCUCUACGCAGUCUGGACAACGGAGAAGGAGGGCGUAUCGUACAAUUUACGAUGAUUAAAAACAUCGCAGAUCACCCAGAAUAUCCAUUUUGAUCCUGUAAAGAUAAUAUUCUUAAAAACUACAUGUUUAUAAAUUUAUAAUUUCUGAGUGAUUCUAGCUCCAAAAAUAAUUGUUUUUUGAAUGUGGUUAUCCAAUUUUAAAAUAUAAUAUAAUAUU
Molecule: messenger RNA, 1100 nt
Organism: Metopolophium dirhodum (rose-grain aphid)
Lineage: Eukaryota; Metazoa; Arthropoda; Insecta; Hemiptera; Aphididae
Product: 1,5-anhydro-D-fructose reductase-like
Exons: 7
Coding region: 41-976 (311 amino acids)
Cellular component (GO): cytosol
Molecular function (GO): aldose reductase (NADPH) activity
Source: RefSeq, a predicted model, not a curated record